GCGUGAGUCACCGCCUACGUUUCGUUUCACGAUUCUUUCAUUAUGACGCUGUCAUGUUACUUUUCAAACCGUCGAGGAAAAAAAUCGUGUCACUGUAUUUUAUAACGGCAACCAGAUCAAUAAAAUUUAGACCUAAAUAAUAAUAAAUUGUAUUUUAAAGUAUACCAAAAGAUAAUUUAUGUUUGCUUCACGGUCGAGUUACCGCUGACUUUGUCAGGCAGCCUGCUGAGCAGCGGACUCGAUGGCGCUGCACUGCCUGCCUUGCUGUAGCAGCGCGUUGUGGGUGCUGACGGCGGCGUUCGUGUUGCUGUCUGUGCCGACUUCAUACAUUCUACCCAACAAAUCAUUACAAGAUGUUAUUGCCGUAAGAGAGAAUGGCGCACUUAACCUAGAUGUCGGAUCACCGCAGAAUUCCUUCACGAUUGAUUUUUUUCAAUCGUAUUAUCAAUCUGCUGAUCUUAUACCACAUAUUAUAAUGCUCGCUAUCGGCAUCACUGUUUACCUUUUCGAGUGGAUACACAGAAAACUAAUGGAGAGAAGGAUACUUAAGCUCCGUACGUUCCUGGGCGCGUCGCUGGAGCGCCUGCGCGAGGCGGACGCGCGGCGCGACCAGCUGGAAGGCACGCUGAAGCUCGCGCGCGGCGCCUCCGCCGAGUACAACCUGCUUGUGUUCCUGCUGCUGCGCGCAAGAGACGGCGACGAUGAAAAGCUACAACUCUGAACUCGGAAAACAUCAAUCCUUUUUCAGGACACUUUCUGCUGAGAGGGACCGAGAAAGGAAUGUUUUUCUCUGUCUCUUAUAGCAGAAAGUUUCUGGUGAAAGGAUAAAUGUAAAUAACCUUUGGAGUCAGCAGCGGAGUACUGAGCGAAGACUUCAAAAUAGUCUUUAAGCUUUUUUCUAUUUACAUUAGACGUGCAUCAAAGAUAACCUUUGCUGCUGUGAAGUCAUCUGAAAUAAUAUUUAUCAGAAGGAGGCUAUCUGACUCUUUGUGAGACCUGUGUGUGUUAUUACAUUGUCCGAUCCGACAUUGGAUGUCGGAUGACCCUUGGACAAAAACCGCUGCUAGUGUGCCCCAUGGUAUUAAGUCCUCUUAGUUUUGCAUUUACGCUUUCCUGUUAUAAAAGGCACUGUUUAUAUUUUGUUUCUUUGUGAUAGUAUCCGACAUCCGAUAUAUCCGACACCGGAUAAUGUGAAAACGCUCUUAGGAUGGGUAUACCUAUCAACUAAUGUUGUAUUAUCGCAGAUGGUAACAAGGGAGACUUGCUAGCAUGAGUUGUAUUCUCGCGCGCGAAUCAAUACAUCUCGCGCGACUUCAAGUAUGGUCUCCCGCGCGAGAACGCAACUCAUGCUAGACGGUCUGAUCAUCAACGUCUUGAUGGUGAAUAGGUGUUUCGGUGCUGUUAGUAAAUGUUUGUUUCGCGAUUUUUGUAGCGCAAUGCUGUUUAUUUUAAUGUAAAUUAUUGU
Molecule: messenger RNA, 1465 nt
Organism: Cydia splendana
Lineage: Eukaryota; Metazoa; Arthropoda; Insecta; Lepidoptera; Tortricidae
Exons: 2
Coding region: 242-721 (159 amino acids)
Source: RefSeq, a predicted model, not a curated record